ACAGCUAAGGGGAUUCCGAGAGUGGCAAACGAGUUCAGUCUCAGCCGAUAGAAGGGGCGCGGAGCCCGGCGAGCCUCGGACAGAUACCCGGGGGUGCUGUUUAUUCGUUUGGACUGUUGUUUCGGACUGACACAUCGCUGUACCGCGCUGUACAGUUAAAGCGGGCUGUUCUAAAGGAAAGGACACUAAAGACUGGCGGUGAAAGACUUUACCGGAGGAUUUUUCUGCCCGGGGCUGCGGGAGGAGCAGCAGCAGGAGCGGGUUACGGUCAGGCGGGUAGCGGCGGCGGCAGCAGCAGCAGCAGCUGCAGGUCCCGUGUGGCCCGAGCUGAAGAACAAGGGAAUAGAAAGACUACAGAAAGCCCCUUGGGCUUUGUGACGGACAUCCCAAACAUCCAGCAGGAUGGAAUGCUUCAGCAGAGUGGUGGAGUGCUCCUGCUGACUCCCUGCUAGCUGUUCUCCUAAGCCUACUCCAGAGCUGCGUGGGUUUAGUCGUUUUGACACAGAAACACAAGAAUGCCAGCUGGGUUGCCCUAUGAUGGCAUUUCGAGCCCCAAAUGCUUUUUCACGUAAAACAGUGUGAGCGGACCUCUCAGCACCCUCCUAGACGUUUCUGCACUGUUCAUCCAUGGCACAGCAGUCACUAAGACAUUUUCAGUAGUUGUCAACAAUCACACAAGGGGAGCCUACUAUUGAACAUGACUCAUGGGGAGGAGCCUGGCCCUGAGACACACCAGGAUUCAGCUGUUUUAACUUAUCUGGAAGGUUUACUAAUGCAUCAGGUGGCGUCUGGGCCUGGUCCCACAGCAACAAGGAGAUCAGAGGCUGGCAACAAUGAUGGGGAGCCUGGAAACCAGGGGACCAGGGGCAUUCAGCUACCCAAUCAUGGCUCGAGCCCACCAGAGAAAGGCAGCCCCCCUGGAGCAUCCUCCCAGCACCUUAAAAAGGCCAGAUUGUUGCGUUCAGGGGCUUGGAGUGAGGUAGAGAAAGAGAGGAAAAAAGACGCUCCCAUGGGGCAAGUGAACGGGCAGGUCAAGGAACACCAUAAAGCAGCCCUGGAUAGUUCUUCACAGGGAGAGAGCACACUGCUGGCCUCUCUGCUCCAGUCCUUUAGCUCGCGCCUACAGACCGUGGCCAUGUCACAGUGCAUCACCCAGAGCAACAAACAGCUUGAUGGAGAGAGCAAUGAGAGUGCUCCCGCUGACAAGGACACCUUCCAGGGCUUCUGUACCGCCUCUAGUCGCCUCAAAGGUCUAAUGAGGAAAAACAAGCAACAGAACCACAACACCGUGCCUUACAGUCGCCGUAACAGCCAAGACCGGCGCUCAGAGUCCCCUCGCAACUCACAGAGCUCUGCGACUGACUCCAUGUCCUGUGCAGAGCGCUUAAAAGCUGUGGCCACUCUUGUAAAGAACAGGUCCAGUCCUGCCUCUUCCCCUAAGCCCAGCGUGGCCUGUAGUCAGUUGGCGUUGCUGCUCUCCAGUGAAGCCCAUCUGCAGCAAUAUUCCCGAGAGCAGGCCUUAAAAGCACAAUUAUCUGGCCGAACAGCCAGCGAGAGGCUGGCAGCCAUCGCUACGCAGCAAACGAUGGAUAAGAGACCGAGAGAGUCGUUGAUUGCCCCAGACAUGCUAAGCUCCUUAAAUGCCCUAAACGGAGCACUCCCCUCACCACCAUUAAAUUCCAGCAAGAGGAGCCCUUCCCUGACCCCAAAUCAAAAUGUAUCCACCAGCUCCCCUCGGCCCUCUCCCCAGCUCCCUAAAGAGAAACGCCCCUUUGACAGACCCAGCAGUAGGCCUCCGCAGAACUGCAGCAGCUUGCUCCUGCUCCUCCUCAACAACCACAACUCCCAAAAGAAUCUCACCAAGAACGGGCAUCUGGAGGAUGACUGCGCCGCCCCUCCUAGCCAAGCCUCUUCCCAUCAGUCCGACAGCGAGUAUUCCAACCAGGAGAACAGCUUGACCAAAGACAGUAGUGACGCAGAGAGCUGCUACUCCAGCUGCUCCCCUAUUGACCUCUCAAUGAGGAGCCGAGUUUCCAGCCAAAAGUCAGAGCCCCCCUCCUCUGCUUCAUCUUUGGACAAGCUUACAGAAACUCUUCUAAACAAGUGGAAGCCGGAGACUCCCGGGCCAAAGGUCCCUGAGGCCAGGGAGCUGGAAAUGAGCCCAGACAUGAAAUCCCAUCAUAAGGUCACCCUCAUGCAGUUACUGUUGGACCGCAAAAAUAACGAGAAGGUAAACAAAAUUGCAGAUAAUCCAGAUUUGCAGCAUGACGCAACCCUGAGCAACAUGGCCAGAGGCCCACUUAAACGGCUUGGCACACUGGAGGAGAGCAGGACCCAGAAUGCUCUCGAGCGGCUGACAGGUGGUGGUCUCUCCACUUUCUCUCUGAGUGAAGAUACGAGUAACACUCCUUCCCCUUACUCUUACUCAUCUCCCAUUGUUCAGAACAGUCCAAUGGACCUGUGCAAGUCUAAAAAUCACACCAAUGAAAAGACGGAGCCUGCAUUUAGUGCCAGUAAGCUAUUACAAAAUCUGGCUCAGUGUGGUUUACAAAACCCAUCCCCUUCGCCUCCUUUGCAAACCCACAGGCCAGCGAACAAAAGGCAAAGCCCAGAACUUGAAGUAGAUCGGCCUCAGUCUCUUCUUGAUGGGCUAGUUCCUCCAGUCAAGAGGAACAAAACUCCUUUGUUUGAACCUCCCCCUACCACUUUCACACUAUUUGGACAGGAGCGGUCACCUCCAGCAUCCAUGCAAAUUGAGAACCUCCUGGAGAGGCGCAACGUACUGCAGUUACUGCUGGGCAAUGCCUCCCACAAGGAGAAAUCCAGUGGGAGGAGAAGCACAGAGGCAGCCACUGGAGCUUUUGAAAGGCCUACAGGGGCCUCUGUCAUCUCUGACUGCUCAAACGGACCAUCAUUGAACAUUAAGAUCAAAACAGAGCCAGGAGAGGAGAGUCUUCUUUCAGACAGCUCUGAUGAUGGAGGACGCUGGUGGAGGUCGGGACAUGAGAGACAGAGUCCCCUUGCUAAAGCACAUGACAAUGUCAAAGCGGAGGACUGUCCCACGGAAGCCGCCGCUAAGUAUGGCCUUCUCAGUCAGCUGUUGAAGCAGCAGAGCACUACCUAUCACUCGAGUCCACGUACUGAGCCACAUGUGAGCACAGUGAAAGAGGAGCAGCUGGAUUAUCAGGGGCCGCUUCCUAAAAAGAGGAAACUCUGCUUGGAGCUGGCCGAACACCUCAGCAACGAACUCUGCCAGAGACCGCUGGAUACUGUGAGCGAGCGCCCGGUGUCGGGAACACCCGAGGAACGCAGCAGCAGACGGCUACUGAGCCCGAAAGAAGAGGACUCUUUCAUCAAGGGUCCGGUGGGGAAAGCUCCCACGAGAGACAGCCAAGGCUUCAAUGUUUUGAAGCAGCUCCUUUUGUCAGACAACUGUCUGAAAGAGCUCUCUCAGCCUCGAGGGACCCCCAGCCCUUUCCUCCCUCAGCCGCACUGCAAAGCCAAUGGGAACUUCACUCAUCCCAGUUACAAUUCUGAACUCGUGAACUUUCCGUGGUUCCCCCAGACUCUUAACUCAGGGCCUGGUAAUCUCAAACCACUCUCUUCCCCACCAGGAAACAGCACCCAGGGGUCACCCUGGCCUAAGGGCUCUCCUCGACCCAGUUCCACACCUGUGAAAAAAGAGACGGAAAGCUCACCAAGGUGGGCGAUGGGUGGGGAUUCCAAAAGUGAAUCCAGACCUGAUUCUCCACCUCUAACAAGGUCUAAUCCUAUAUUGUACUAUAUGCUUCAGAGAGGGAACGGCCAGCUCAGAAAGGAGAUGCAGGAUCACGUGCAAAGGACACACUGUGGGGUUACAGUUAAAGAAGAGCCUUUCACUGACAGCAGGUACCAUGAGCACAGACUGAGCACUAUACAGCGCUCUCCCAUCCACAGCGAGAGACAUAGUAACGGUAGCGAGCACCUUAAUGGCUCAUUACAAAAAUUGUGAAUCUGAACUGCCAAAGACUGAGAUUUGUUUGAUAAAUGAGCGCAAGCUACUUUUAUUGGUUAGAUUUUGAUUUAUUUUGUAUUAUGUUUUUUAAACAUCACCCGACAGAUGUGACAGAUUUUGAUGAUGCAAGCUGAUCCAAAAUCUGACAUCUGUAACAACCGGUAAUAUCACCUCUAUCAUCGUAUUUGAUCCCACAUCGCUUUUUGCGAGAUGAUUUAUGUUGGAGAUAUGUCAAGUUUUAUGUAUUAUCUCCAGUUCUGGUUUAUUUGUUUGACUGCAGGCAUCCUUUGAAGUAUGUUUCACGCGGGUCAUAUUUCUCUGUCCUGCACACAAAAAAAAAAAAAUCAUAAAAAUCAUCAAAAGCUGCCUCCUCUUCUACAUCUAAAAUGUUUAUGAAGAACAUGAUUACGCUUAUUAUUGAUGACUCUGAAAUGUUACAGCUAGAUUUAUAUUUAUUUCUAUCUAAGCGGGAAGGUAUUCCAGUUUUCCGAGGCUAAAUUAAGUACAGUCAAAGUACAGUGAUAAGCACAAAGCUGCAUCUCAUGUGUUCGUGGCAUUUGCACGUCAUGCCACAGCAGUAAGUACAGUAAAGUAAGGUAAUGUAACAUACCUGUAACUUGUGAGGUCCCAGUCAGGCUGUUCUAUCCUAUUCUGACUGAGGUAACUGAUAACUUGCUUGAUGAGCUACAAAAAGAGUUGAGCCCAGUAAAAAGUGUCUAUAAUGAGGUUUUAUAUACGGGAAGACAUUGCAGGCAAAGUGAACACCCCUUGUAAGCUAUGUCCAAUUUACAGUGCUUUAAUAUUUUUCAUCAGGAAUGAAUCUGUAGGUGUUGUUUGGUGUUUAAGGCAUGGAUAAAGAAAACUUGAGUGUCAUAUUUUUAGCUGUCAAAAGUAUCUUUUUACAGUUUUGUAUCAUUCAUUGUUUUGUAUUUUAUAUACAUACAGUAUAUGUAGCAUUUCACAGGCUUAUGGUGUCAAAUAUACAUUUUUGAAAAGUCGCUAUGCCCCCUGUGACCCCUCUAUGUUUGAGUCAUUCUAUAAAAGGGUGCCAUUUCUACAGUGCAUUUUUCUAAAUUCGAAGAAAAAAGUUAAAACAUGUGUUUAUAUUUUCUGAUCUAAGACAGAAAAUCUUAUCUUAUUAAUAUUAAUCUGUUUCAGAUAUGGGAGCCACAUUUGCAGAUAAUGUGACGGGGUGAUAACUAAUCUAGUCUUAUCUAAAAUGACCACAGCUAUUUAUUUGAUAACUUUUUUAUUUUAUUACCUAAUUAAUUGGGAGCAUAAUUUCUGUCAUGUUUGACAGUGUGA
Astyanax mexicanus (Mexican tetra) is the source of this 5299-nucleotide messenger RNA. RefSeq names its product nuclear receptor interacting protein 1b (gene nrip1b). Gene Ontology annotation, molecular function: signaling receptor binding; transcription coregulator activity. The coding region runs from base 698 to 3991 and encodes 1097 amino acids. Gene Ontology annotation, biological process: regulation of transcription by RNA polymerase II. The transcript has 2 exons. The record is from RefSeq and is a predicted model, not a curated record. Gene Ontology annotation, cellular component: nucleus. Lineage: Eukaryota; Metazoa; Chordata; Actinopteri; Characiformes; Acestrorhamphidae.